AUGGCCUUGACAACGCGAGGCAUUGCAUGGGGUGGCCCCGCGUUCAAAUCUCCCUCUGUGCAGGAGUUCAGCGAAAUCCUGCCCUCUGAGAAAGCCGAGGAGGCUGUUUGGAAUGGCCAUUGCCUUGCGCGGGAGUUGGCGCAGCUUGCGUUGGACCACACCUGCGACGGGGAUGUCGAGUGGCGCGUCGCCGAGAUCUGCAAGAACUGGGAGGAACGACAGCUGUCUGAGCGGGGCAUUGGGGCUGAAUCUGCCACGGCUCUGCACCUGCAUCAGACGAUGAGCUCCUUCCAGACCAGGGUCUUGGGUGAGUUGGAGACCAUUCGUGCUGGCAUGCCAGCUUCCAGAGAUACAGGCGAGAGGUUUCAUGCCGCUCUUCUUCACGCAUGGGAGGAAGUGAUGCAUGGAAUAGACUGCAGCCACAGCCUGUGUGAGGACGUAGACCAGCCGGAGGCCCGAUCAGCUAGCGAGGCAAGUGCUGAGCUGCAGGAAGUCAAGACUGUUGAGGCUUCGCCGGAUGCGGCACUGGAAGUUUGCAAAGCAACCCCUGCUGGCGAGCGAGACGAUGUUGAUUUGGCGCGAGCUGCGUCCGAAUCGAAUGAGUCGGUUGAACUCAUAGAAGAGCCGGCGUCCGUGAACGUUGAAAUCGGAGAAAACAUGAAGGCUUCUCACACCGCAGACGGCACGGACUGUGUGAACGACGAAGACGGGCAUCGCCUUGCGCUGGAAUUGGCGCAGCUUGCGUUGGACCACACCUGCGACGGGGAUGUCGAGUGGCGCGUCGCCGAGAUCUGCAAGAACUGGGAGGAACGACAGCUGUCUGAGCGGGGCAUUGGGGCUGAAUCUGCCACGGCUCUGCACCUGCAUCAGACGAUGAGCUCCUUCCAGACCAGGGUCUUGGGUGAGUUGGAGACCAUUCGUGCUGGCGUGCCAGCUUCCAGAGAUACAGGCGAGAGGUUUCAUGCCGCUCUUCUUCACGCAUGGGAGGAAGUGAUGCAUGGAAUAGACUGCAGCCACAGCCUGUGUGAGGACGUAGACCAGCCGGAGGCCCGAUCAGCUAGCGAGGCAAGUGCUGAGCUGCAGGAAGUCAAGACUGUUGAGGCUUCGCCGGAUGCGGCACUGGAAGUUUGCAAAGCAACCCCUGCUGGCGAGCGAGACGAUGUUGAUUUGGCGCGAGCUGCGUCCGAAUCGAAUGAGUCGGUUGAACUCAUAGAAGAGCCGGCGUCCGUGAACGUUGAAAUCGGAGAAAACAUGAAGGCUUCUCACACCGCAGACGGCACGGACUGUGUGAACGACGAAGACGGGCAUCGCCUUGCGCUGGAAUUGGCGCAGCUUGCGUUGGACCACACCUGCGACGGGGAUGUCGAGUGGCGCGUCGCCGAGAUCUGCAAGAACUGGGAGGAACGACAGCUGUCUGAGCGGGGCAUUGGGGCUGAAUCUGCCACGGCUCUGCACCUGCAUCAGACGAUGAGCUCCUUCCAGACCAGGGUCUUGGGUGAGUUGGAGACCAUUCGUGCUGGCGUGCCAGCUUCCAGAGAUACAGGCGAGAGGUUUCAUGCCGCUCUUCUUCACGCAUGGGAGGAAGUGAUGCAUGGAAUAGACUGCAGCCACAGCCUGUGUGAGGACGUAGACCAGCCGGAGGCCCGAUCAGCUAGCGAGGCAAGUGCUGAGCUGCAGGAAGUCAAGACUGUUGAGGCUUCGCCGGAUGCGGCACUGGAAGUUUGCAAAGCAACCCCUGCUGGCGAGCGAGACGAUGUUGAUUUGGCGCGAGCUGCGUCCGAAUCGAAUGAGUCGGUUGAACUCAUAGAAGAGGCGGCGUCCGUGAACGUUGAAAUCGGAGAAAACAUGAAAGCCUCUCACACCGCAGACGGCACGGACUGUGUGAACGACGAAGACGGGCAUCGCCUUGCGCUGGAGUUGCGACUUGCAUUGGACCACACCUGCGACGGGGAUGUCGAAUGGCGCGUCGCCGAGAUCUGCAAGAACUGGGAGGAACGACAGCUGUCUGAGCGGGGCAUUGGGGCUGAAUCUGCCACGGCUCUGCACCUGCAUCAGACGAUGAGCUCCUUCCAGACCAGGGUCUUGGGUGAGUUGGAGACCAUUCGUGCUGGCGUGCCAGCAGGUUCCCGAGAUACAGGCGAGAGGUUUCAUGCCGCUCUUCUUCACGCAUGGGAGGAAGUGACGUGCCUAGAGAACGACCAUGCAGAGUCCUGGCUGGAGAUUUUCCUUAUCAGGUACCGGUAG
This is a messenger RNA of Symbiodinium natans, 2244 nucleotides long. NCBI's taxonomy places the organism in Eukaryota, Dinophyceae, Suessiales, Symbiodiniaceae. The record is from the annotation of a GenBank genome assembly.